AUGUAAAGAAAAAAUAUUAUUUUCUUUACUUUAAAUAUUCCCUAUAUUUAUAAUUUAUAUAGACAACAUAGGAAACCUUUUUUAUUCGGUUUGUUAUAUCUGGUUGAUAGAUAAGAUUGUCUAGCUGUCACGACGAAACAAUUAUUGAUUAAUAUUUAAAAGAUAGUUAUUUAAGAAAUUAUUUGUGAUUUUGGAUUCGACACUGGAAUUAAUAACAUUAAAUGUCGUUUCUUUUAUUACAGAGAAACUCAAUUGUGUUUUAAUUGAUUGUGUCGUCUAAAUCACAAGAAAAUUUUAUCUUACAAAACGACAUUUCUUGUCAAAAAAAAAAAAAAAAAAAUAAAAAAAUGGAAAAGCUGAAAUUUUCAUUUCAAGUAAAACCAACGCCAGACGGAAAGUCAAACUAUAUUGCCAUAACCUCAAUUUUCACACAAGAUGAAAAAGUUUUCCUGGUGCCUGAAGAAUAUCAAGCAGCAUCACUUCACAAACAUAUCCUAACCUCUAAAGCUUACGCUACAGUGAGAAAUUCAUUAAAAAAAGACAUCAGACUAGAAGUGUGUGGAUAAAAACAACAAAAGAUAUCUUAGAAACAUACUUUGAUGAAGCUGAGAACAUGAUUUUUCAAGACCAAUUUUUAGAGGAAAUUACACAAGGACAGUUGGCUGCUAUCAAUAAAAAUAACUCAGAAGAUCCUAUGGUGAAAAUUUUGGAACAAUUGGUUGAUGAUCAACAAAAUAAAGAAAAACAAAGUAUUAAAAAACUAGCCGACAAAUUUGUAAUAGAGAAAUUUGAUGGAAGAAAUAUAAGUGCCUCACACUGGAUGGAAGUAUUUGAAAAAGAAUGUGCAAGGUUUGAAUUAGUGAAAUGUGAAGAGAAAAUUGAAAUUUUCAGAUUAUUCCUAGAAAGAACGUGCACUGACUGGUACUCUUCCAUGAUGAUCAAGCAUGGUUUUCAAUCAAAGUGGUCGGAAUGGAAAUCAAAUUUUUUGCAAACCUAUGCUAAUAAAGGUUGGAGUACUAGCAAAUAUGCCUUAUCAUUCAGAUAUCAGUCAGGGUCUUUACUAGAAUAUGCAAUAAAAAAAGAGAGGCUUAUGCUUGAAAUUAGAAAAACAAUUGACCACGGGACCCUAAUUGACAUAAUUGCGGCCGGCUUACCAGAUUUUAUAACGGAAAGGAUUAAUAAAGAGGAAGUAAAACACACAAGCGACUUAUUUAAUGAACUUGGAAAGUUAGAACAUUUGGUUACAAAGAAGAAAUUUAUUAAAAAAAAAGAAGAUACUAAGCCGGUGAAAGAAAAUUGUAGCAUCUGCGAGAAGUUAAAGAAAGGAGUGCGCUAUCAUUCGGAAGAUUCAUGUUGGUUCAAAACAAGAAUUAAUAAUGAAAAAGAAAAAGAAAAGAAACAAAUAAAGCUCAUCAACAAUGCAGAAUUAGAAUGUGAACUACAAUAUCAAGACCCAAAAAACUAAUAGUGCCGCCAUUAAUUAAAGUGAAAUUAGUAUUGAAUAAAAACGUUGAAGUAUUUGGAAUCUAUGACUCUGGUUCUAAUGUGUCAUUGAUAAAUUCAAGAUUGCUGAAAAUAAACAAUAAGGAAUCGAGUUAUUUAAAUAAUACUAAUUUAAAAACGAUUAAUGGCGUAAAAAAGGCAAAAGGCUUAAUAGCACUUAAUAUAAGAAUUUUCAAUGUUGAUAAAACAAUGAAUGUGUUUGUAAUAGACGAAGAAAAUUUCGAUCAUGACUUCCUAAUUGGACUAGAUUGUAUAAAGGAGUUUUACUUAAUUCAAGAUGAAAACUUGGAAAUCAAUCAAAAAAUACCUAUACAAGAAAGGGAAAUAAUUUCUAACGAAGAAAUAGAAUCAAACAUUGAUAUUCCAAAGGAACAGAAAUUUGAUAAUUUAGUAAACUUCAACGAAAACAUCAUUGAAGAAAAUUUCAAAAUUAGCAUAAAUCACCUGAACUAUCAACAACAAAAAGUGAUUGAUGACUUAAUAGAAACCAAUAGAUCUGUAUUUGCAAAGGACAAGUAUGACAUCGGGACGGUAACA
Molecule: messenger RNA, 2040 nt
Organism: Melitaea cinxia (Glanville fritillary)
Lineage: Eukaryota; Metazoa; Arthropoda; Insecta; Lepidoptera; Nymphalidae
Exons: 2
Coding region: 614-1465 (283 amino acids)
Source: RefSeq, a predicted model, not a curated record